GUACGCUUCACUUCUACUAUGGGUACCGUAGCUUGCACACUCACCAGCAGUCGCCACUCCGGCCUGGCCGUCUGCACGCCCGGCACAAGGCUGCUGCAUGACAGUGCAUGUGAUUGCAGGACCAUCUCGGCCGUGAACACUUUGGCGGCAGCCUCACAGAUCCUAUAAGCCAAAUGAGUCCUCCCGGAAAUAUGUUCUUCUCGGUAUCACCAUCUUCAUCGCCCCAUCUUGUUCGCCAUAGGACAUGAAGGCUGUUAUCGGGACAUUGCUGGCAGUAGCAGCAGCAGUAGGCGUCUCAGCUGUGCCUGUUGAGCAACGCCAGACUACGGAAUAUGACUAUAUCGUCGUGGGAUCGGGCGCCGGCGGAGGACCUCUCGCGUCAAGACUCGCGCAGGCAGGGCAGUCUGUGCUGCUGAUUGAGUCUGGAGAUGAUCAAGGCACAAAUUACAACUAUACAGUACCCGGAUAUCAAGCUGCGGUGACCCAAGACCCGUCGAUCGCGUGGGAUGUUUACGUCAACCACUACCAAGACCACACCAGAGCUCGUAGAGAUCCCAAAUAUGUCGAGGGCAAAGGCAUACUGUAUCCUCGCGCAGGCACCCUUGGUGGCUGCGUUUCCCAUAAUGCCCUGAUCUGGAUUACACCUCAUGCUUCCGACUGGGACAAUAUUGCGUCCAUUACUGGUGAUUCAUCAUGGUCCAGCUCGAAUAUGCAAAAGUACUUGGACAAGGUAUAUGAAUGGCAACCUACUGGACCAACGGACCCGGCAAUCUUACUGAAAGAUCUUCAACUCGUGCAGCAUUUGGCUGGCGGGGCGGCAGUCAUGGGCUUUGGUCCGGAUCCUCUUGCUGCAGUGUCCGGUCUUGCAGGCACGCUCUUGGUAGACCCCAAUGGUGCCUCUGGCCGUGACUCACGAGAAGGCUUUUACCAGAUUCCUCUGAUCCAAGAAAAUGGGAAAAGAGUCAGCGUCCGAGACAGAAUCGUGGAUACUGUCGAUGGAGGCUUCCCUUUGACUGUACGCACUAACACGCAUGUCACGCGGAUCGUGUUUGAUACCACUGGUGCCACUCCUCGAGCAACCGGCGUGGAGUUUCUGGAGGGCAAGCAUUUAUACCGCGCCAGUCCUCUCAGUGGUGCGAGUGGAACUCCAGGGUCUGCCCGGGCCAGGAAGGAAGUCAUCAUGGCUGGCGGAUCGUACAACUCUGUCCAGACUCUGAAGCUCUCUGGUGUGGGACCAGCUGCAGAAUUGAAGCGCUUCGGUAUCAGCAUGGUGAAGGACGUACCCGGACUGGGCAAGAACAUGCAAGACCGGUACGAGGUUCCCGUCAAUGCGAAACAUCCCAAUAACUUCCCCAUCCUGGAUGGCUGUACCUUUGAUGCCAAGCCUCAGGAUGAAUGUUACAGCCGGUGGCAGAAGAAUCCUUCUGUCCUGGGUCUUCGUGGUGCCUAUGCCAGCAACGGAUUGGCAGCGGCCAUGGCCGUCAAUUCCGACACGGCAGACAAUAGUGACAUUGACUUGUUCAUCUUUGGCGGCCCGAUCAACUUCACCGGAUACUUCCCACGCUGGGGUGAUGCUGCCGUUGCCAGUCACCAGGUCUUUUCGUGGUAUACACUCAAAGCCCACACCAGGAAUCAUGCUGGGACUGUGGAACUUCGCUCGACAGACCCCCUCGACACGCCCCUCAUCAACUUCAAUUACUUCGACACAGGCACCACCGAGAACGAGGCCGAUAGCAAAGACGUCGCAGCACUCGUCCAAGCAAUCAAGAUGUCGCGAGAGGCCAACACUCGCUACAGCAAUUACGGUAUCUUGCAGGGCACCAACUUCACAGAGGAGCGUCCUGGGCCGGGUGUGACGACGGAUGAUGAAUUAGCACAAUUCGUCAAAGAUGAGGCCUGGGGCCACCACGCAUGCUGUACAGCCCCUAUUGGUGCAGAUAGUGAUAGUCAGGCGGUGCUGGACUCGAAAUUCCGCGUGCGUGGAAUCGAUGGACUUCGUAUUGUCGACGCAUCGGUGUUUCCCAAAAUUCCGGGUAUAUUCAUCCAGGCACCGAUAUUCAUGAUUAGCGAAAAGGCCGCAGAUGUGAUACUGAACGGAUGAUGUGAGGCAGUAGGAGCCUAGGAGGUAAGGUAGUAGAGAGUUAAGGGUAUAAAGCAUCCGUACGUGAAACACACGUAUCCCUUUGACAACAUGACUCGGUUCACG
This is a messenger RNA of Sphaerulina musiva SO2202, 2206 nucleotides long. Its product is annotated as alcohol oxidase. The coding region runs from base 245 to 2101 and encodes 618 amino acids. Gene Ontology annotation, molecular function: oxidoreductase activity, acting on CH-OH group of donors; flavin adenine dinucleotide binding. The transcript is spliced from 4 exons. The record is from RefSeq and is a predicted model, not a curated record. NCBI's taxonomy places the organism in Eukaryota, Fungi, Ascomycota, Dothideomycetes, Mycosphaerellales, Mycosphaerellaceae.